UGCCCCGCGCCGCCGCCGCCGCCGUGGGUGCGGGUGCGGGCCGCUCGCCGCCGCGCUGCUCUGCGUCCCCCCCCGCCCCGGCCCGCCCGCCCUGCCUGCGGCCGCCAUGGGCUCCCUGCUCAGCCGGCGCAUCGCGGGCGUGGAGGACAUCGACAUCCAGGCCAACUCGGCCUACCGCUACCCGCCCAAGUCCGGAAACUACUUUGCAAGUCACUUCUUUAUGGGCGGCGAGAAGUUUGACACCCCUCACCCCGAGGGCUACCUUUUUGGCGAGAACAUGGAUCUAAACUUCCUCGGGAAUAGACCUGUUCAGUUUCCCUAUGUAACUCCAGCUCCACAUGAGCCAGUGAAGACACUGAGAAGUUUGGUGAAUAUCCGCAAAGACUCUCUCCGACUUGUGAGGUAUAAAGAUGAUGUUGACAGUCCUACUGAGGAGAACGGGAAGCAGAAAGUCCUGUACAGCCUGGAGUUCACAUUUGAUGCGGAUGCCCGUGUUGCCAUCACAAUCUACUGCCAGGCUACAGAAGAGUUUGUUGGUGGUAUGGCGGUAUACAGCACAAAGAAUCCCUCUCUGCAGUCGGAGACAGUUCAUUACAAGAGAGGGGUAAGCCAGCAAUUCUCCCUGCCUUCCUUCAAGAUUGAUUUCUCAGACUGGAAGGAUGAUGAGCUGAACUUUGACUUGGAUCGUGGCGUGUUCCCUGUGGUCAUCCGAGCGGUGGUGGACGAAGGGGAUGUGGUGGUUGAGGUGACGGGUCAUGCCCACGUUCUUCUGGCUGCAUUUGAAAAGCACGUUGAUGGCAGUUUUUCCGUGAAGCCAUUAAAACAGAAGCAGAUCGUUGACCGGGUGAGCUAUCUGCUUCAGGAGAUCUACGGCAUCGAGAACAAAAACAACCAAGAGACCAAGCCUUCAGAUGACGAGAACAGUGACAACAGCAACGAGUGUGUGGUUUGCCUGUCGGACCUCCGUGACACCCUCAUUCUGCCCUGCAGACACCUCUGUCUGUGCAAUUCCUGCGCUGACACCCUGCGCUACCAGGCCAACAACUGUCCCAUCUGCAGGCUGCCCUUCCGCGCCCUGCUGCAGAUCCGAGCUGUGAGGAAGAAGCCGGGGGCUCUCUCACCGGUGUCGUUCAGCCCUGUCUUGGCACAGAGCGUUGACCAUGACGAGCACUCUUGUCCCUUUAAACCCCUUAAAGCGAGCACUGUCUCCCUGCCCAGCAGGAAACCUAGAAGGGAAAGAAGCUCUGACAACAUCCCUCCAGGCUAUGAGCCCAUUUCCUUGCUGGAAGCACUGAACGGUCUUCGCUCUGUUUCCCCCUCCAUCCCGUCAGCUCCUCUGUAUGAUGAAAUCAACUACUCCGGCGUGGUGGAUGGAAUGCCACCUGCGAGCCGACCGCUUGUGGGGAUGGACAGAGCCGUGGAGAGCAGCCACCAAAAGGGCAAGCGGAGCAAGUCCCCGGAUAGCACACUACGGUCUCCCUCGUCCCCAAUCCAUGAGGAGGAUGAAGAGAAGCUCUCCGAGGACUCCGACUCGCAGCCAGCACUGAGCGGGGGUGAGCUGGUCCUGAGAGAGACCAGCUCUCCAGAAAGCCUGGCAGGGGAAGAGAUCGAGGAGGCCUCGUCCCUGCAGCAGGGUAGCCGCCCACCCUCCGUCGAAGACGUCCUGCAGGACAGCAGCUGCGGUGAGCACAGGAGCCUGACGCAGUCGGAGAGCGACCCUCCGGUAGAUGUCUUCCUGCCAGAGUCGCAGUCUGUUCUGAGUACCUCUCUAAUGUCUCCUUCCCUCUCUGUCUGCCUUCCUCCCUCCUGUCUUGGGCAGCACUGGGUCCUGAUUCCUGCUCUAUUGGUAUAGAGGAGUAACGUGGCUCGUCUGACUUCACCAAGACGCUCCCCGGACGCGGCACCGGCAGCCCCACGCAGCCCCUUCUCUUCGAGCAGAUGCGUCUUCACCUGGAAGAUGAGCAGAGCCUCUCGUGAGCGAGGCCGGACCACCCUGCCCCUGCCGCUGGAACCCCCGGACCCCACGCACAGCCUCUCCCCCCCCACCUCCGCAGCGGGCUUGGCUCGUGUUCACCGCCCCAGGGACGCAGCGUGGGGCGCGUUUGCGCCCGCACGGGUUUUGGCACAGCCCGGCUUUUUUUUAAAAGACGUGAAUGUUUCCUGGCGGUGGGUAGGGGCUGGCGUCGUGUUUUUACGUGGGAGGAUGUGGGGGGGGGGGGGGGCUGGGGGGUUUGGGGUUAAAAUCAGCAAAUGAA
Grus americana (Whooping crane) is the source of this 2255-nucleotide messenger RNA. RefSeq names its product mahogunin ring finger 1 (gene MGRN1). The coding region runs from base 107 to 1852 and encodes 581 amino acids. Gene Ontology annotation, biological process: negative regulation of G protein-coupled receptor signaling pathway; protein ubiquitination; endosome to lysosome transport. The record is from RefSeq and is a predicted model, not a curated record. The transcript is spliced from 18 exons. Gene Ontology annotation, cellular component: early endosome; plasma membrane; nucleus. Gene Ontology annotation, molecular function: ubiquitin protein ligase activity. Lineage: Eukaryota; Metazoa; Chordata; Aves; Gruiformes; Gruidae.